GCCCGUUAAAAUCUCUUGUCCCCUUUCCAGAAAGGACCGCGCCGCGCCGCGCGCUUGGCUCCGCGAGACAAUCAGAUCAAGACUGAUCUCCCUCGCGAUUGUCCUCAAUUGAAUUUUCAUCUUUCAUUGAAUUAUGAGAUUGCUUCACCCUCUGUCCGGAUUAAUGCCUGUGUAAUCGUCAUUUUGCUCCCCUCCCCGCCUUUCCUUCGUUUGUGUCCAAGUAUAAGCUUGUUCUGUGGUCAUGGGGUGUAUAAUUUCAUUUUUGCCUAGGGUGAUGAGGGGGUUCACUAUUCUGUAAAGCGGAUACCAGGUGGAUCUAUGGUCUACAAAUACGCGAGAUUCAGCGCGCGGACGUCAGUGGAAGUUUAGGAUCAGGGAGGAUGCAGGCUACGCGUUGGUGCGCUUUCUUUCUCCUCGCGCCUGCAAUUUACCUGGUGGCGAGUGUCCGAGCCUCCGUCGCGGGGAAGCCGGACCUGCUGAAGUCCGGGGGCUCCAAGUCGCCCCUGAAGCUGAAGCACACGUGGGCGGAGCCCAGCAGCAAGGAGCUGUCAAUCAGCCGGCUGCUGUCCCAGGCCCUGCCUGCCAAGGGGAACGGGACGGCGCUGGACCUGCGCUACGCCACGCCCGAGCCCUACUCCGAGCAGGACCUGUGGGCCUGGCUCCGGAACUCCAGCGACCCCCUCCAGGAGUCCCGGUCCCGCGCCAAGAGGCGGCCCAUGGUCAAGACCGGGAAGUUCAAGAAGAUGUUCGGCUGGGGCGACUUCCACUCCAACAUCAAGACCGUCAAGCUCAACCUGCUGAUCACCGGCAAGAUCGUGGACCACGGCAACGGCACCUUCAGCGUCUACUUCCGCCACAACUCCACAGGCCAGGGGAACGUGUCCGUCAGCCUGGUCCCGCCCACCAAGAUCGUGGAGUUCGACCUCUCCGCCCAGCAGUCGGUGGUGGACGCCAAGGACUCCAAGUCCUUCAACUGCCGCAUCGAGUACGAGAAGGUGGACAAGGCCAACAAGAACACGCUGUGCAACUUCGACCCGUCCAAGACCUGCUACCAGGAGCAGACCCAGAGCCACGUCUCCUGGCUCUGCUCCAAGCCCUUCAAGGUCAUCUGCAUCUUCAUCUCCUUCUACAGCACGGACUACAAGCUGGUGCAGAAAGUCUGCCCGGACUACAACUACCACAGUGACGCUCCCUACUUCCCCUCCGGCUGACCCCGCCCCCUCCCUACCCACUUCCUUUACAUCCAGCACGGACCAAAAUGGUACUGAGAUGGGGGACCAGGGUUCCCCUUCAUCCCUCUCCCAAAUAUAUAUAUAUAUAUAUAAAUAUAUAUCAGCUACCUGCACUGUCCCGAAAAUGUCCACAAUCUAAUGAAGAACACUAUCCAAAUAAAGUGUUCAUUAAAAUAACUGGCCCAACUAAAACAAUAAUAAUAAUAAAUUCACAUUCAGACAUUUCAUGUUUUUGCAAAAAUAUAAAAUGUUUGUGCAAUGAGAGAGCAAGGGUUAAAUUGCAAUGAUUUUAUUUUUAAGUUUACAAAAAUAUUAGUUAAGAUUAAAUUUUUGCUAUAAAAGCUCACAGGACGUGUACAUCGUGGAAACUGAAUUUAAACGAUUAUUGCUAAAAUCUAAUUUUUAUUUAUUUUAAGUACUUCUCUUUUUUUACCAGCUAUGGCAUACAGCAUAUGACUUAGCUGCACUCAUUUACUUUUAGGAUCAGCUUAAGUUUUAGCAGGGUAUUUAUUUUGUUUUUCUUUCUCAAAUCCUCCAAAACAGACAACAGAGGUGCCUCAAAUUUAUUCCCCCCUUCCCCCGUUGUUUGUUUAUUUAUUUAUUUAUGAUUUUUUUGUGAACGCAGCGAUAUUUCUCUUAGCCGCAGCAGUUUUGCUGGAUCCUCUUCGUCAGCACAUUUCCGUCCCACUCCAAGUCAAAGACAGCGGGAUAGCUGCCCUGGCCUGCUUUUAUUCCCAAAGACCACCUUUCCUCAUGCAAUCCCCCCCUUUGACCCCCCCCCCCCCCCCACUAGC
Messenger RNA from Anguilla anguilla (European eel), 2026 nucleotides. Its product is annotated as neurexophilin-1-like. Lineage: Eukaryota; Metazoa; Chordata; Actinopteri; Anguilliformes; Anguillidae. Gene Ontology annotation, molecular function: signaling receptor binding. The transcript has 2 exons. The coding region runs from base 381 to 1211 and encodes 276 amino acids. The record is from RefSeq and is a predicted model, not a curated record.